Bombina bombina (fire-bellied toad) is the source of this 2029-nucleotide messenger RNA. RefSeq names its product transmembrane protein 268 (gene TMEM268). Lineage: Eukaryota; Metazoa; Chordata; Amphibia; Anura; Bombinatoridae. The record is from RefSeq and is a predicted model, not a curated record. The transcript is spliced from 9 exons. The coding region runs from base 362 to 1312 and encodes 316 amino acids.
AGUUCCUCCGCCAGUGCCAGGGGGCAUUACACAUGGUUGUAUAAGGUGAGGAGGAGCUGGCAUUAAACAAGGAAGAGACCAGAGCUGCACUCACAAGCAGGACAUACAAGGGGUUAAAAGAGGAGGGGACUGGAGGAAUGGUAGAUCUGACAAGCUGGCUGUGAGAGAGAUACUGGCAGAGCGGCAGGGAGAGAUCAUCAGGUACAGACACAGGCAGUUACACAGGGAAACAAACCUGCUCUGUACACUGACAGGCUUAUUUACUGGGUACACUGACAUUAUACAGCAAGGAAUAUGUCUCCUUAAACACGAUCCCCCAAUAAGCAUUACUGUCAUAUUAUGGAGAUAUUUGUGUGAAAAAAUGGUCAGCGACAACGAGGAAGCUGGGGGUGAUGAUGAGAGAAUUUCAUUACACUCAGGUCUGUACAAUGGGCGUUUAUUGAGCGUUCUUCCCUACACAUCUCAAACAGAAGACACUGAGCAAUGUUUGAGGACUCUCCAGGAGUGUGGGAUCAAUGUACCUUUGGAGCAAUGUCAAAACUCUCUGCAGAUGUCACCACUCGUGCCAGAGCUUCACAGAUACAUUAUCUUCAGUUCCAGAGGCUUUGGAAUGGUUCUAAGCUUGAUACUGUACAUUUCCCUCUGGGUAAAUCUUUACUCCACAGUCCAGAUGUUCACUGAUAGUCACAGCUGGUUGACCAGCAUCCCUGUCACUUUAGCUGCCGCUGUUUUCACCUCCGUGGUCAUUCUCAUCAUCAAUCGACACCACAAAAAGAUAAAUGUUAACAUGGAUAUUAGGUUGGCAGCAGCCAAUGAGAUCUUCAUAGAACACAACGUCCUGCUGGGAAUCAGCGAUCAGAUGCACAACUGCUACAGUAACCCUUCACUUUACUUCAUCUAUUUCCAUCUGUGGGGCUGUCAGCAGAGGCUUUCCCAGUGUCUGGCUGCCAUGAGACCAGACUCUCUCCAGCGCUGCCUUGAUCAGUUGCUUAUUGUGAUUGAGAUUCCUGCAGACUCUAUGCUGGAUGAAGAUUGCUCUGCAGAUCUUGCAUCAGAGGAGACCACACUUCUGCCCAGCCAACCUCAUGACAAACCAAUCUUGUACAGCAAGAAGAUUCCACUCAUUGUGAAAGAUGAACCACAGGUGAUGGCUCGUCAGCUUCUUAUUAUGUCAAGUGCAUGCUAUGUGCGUCUCCUUAUUUCGGGAAGACUCCCUCGUGCUAAAGAUGUAGGUCAUGCCAAUGUCCCUGAUGUGCCCUGCCCAUGCCAAUUCAUUGAGCACAGCAUGUUCUGGUCUUCACAUUGCUCCUGAGCAAUAUGACAGAAGAGACAGUAAAGUAAGGGAACCACAGAGAGGAGGUGAUUCUCAGCUGAUUUCUGGUCCACGGUUGGAUGUGAUAGACCAGAGUCUUUUUCUUUUUUUUUGGUGAACUUUCACUAUUAUAUGGCACAUGGCAAGUCCAAUCUUUUCUACUGGGUUUUAAAGUACACAUGAUGUACAUUAGUAUAAGAAAAUGUUUAAGUAACCAGUUUCCUUAAAAAAAACAACCCAUACGUACUACAAUCUAUCAAUAAGCAUUAAAAACAUAGAAAUCUAUAAGCCGGAUGAGCCAGCUGCAAAGAGGAGAAAUCCCAUUAGUUGAAAUCUGGAAGUGCUGUGCAAUGACAAAGUAAAGCACCAUAAAAACAGUGAAGAAAUGCAUUGUGGUCCCUGGGCAUUAGACUGGACAACCCUGGUCAUUACAUUUACUGGACACCAUGUACAUUUUUUUCAUCUCCUCGUCUGAAAUGUAAGUGACUUUACUUCUCAAUCAGAGCUGGGUGUCCAGUCUUGCGGAACUGGUGCCCUAUGAUAGUGCCUUCUUUAGAAGAGACCUGACCUGAAUCAAAAGUGACUCCAUAAUUCACUCUAAACUGUGGUGAAGCUGAACACUUGGGUCAGGACAGACACAAUAAAGUAGUGAAAAGCCUUGGAAAUGCAUAAGGUUAUUCUGAGGAUUAAGUAAACAAGGAAUAUGGGCAAACGUGA